AUGUCAGACGUGCUUAGUAAUGAUGCACGGAAUCUUUACGCUAAAAUGCGUGAAUUUCCAAGUUCAAAAUUAUUUGGACAAGAAGAAAUUGAAACAGCCCUGGGAGUUAAUAAAAAAUCCGUUUAUAUGGAUCUUUUACAAGAAUUAAUUGAUCAUAAAUUUAUUAAAGUUAGUAGAACAGGAGAUGAAUUAAAAUUUCAAGCUGUUGCUGAAGAAGAAGCUAAAAAAGUUUCAUCUAUGACAGAUGAUGAAGCUAUGAUUUAUUCAUAUAUUGAAAAUUCUGGACGUGAAGGUAUUUGGACUAAAACUAUUAAAGCUAAAACUAAUUUACAUCAACAUAUAGUUCAAAAAUGUUUGAAAAGUUUAGAAAAUAAUCGAUAUAUUAAAAGUAUUAAAUCAGUUAAACAUCCAACUAGAAAAAUUUAUAUGUUGUAUAAUUUACAACCAAGUAUUGAUGUUACUGGUGGUCCAUGGUUUACUGAUUCUGAAUUAGAUACUGAAUUUAUUGAUACUUUAGUUGAAGUUUGUUGGAGAUUUAUUGUUGCCAAAACUAUUUAUAUUCAAAAUCCAGAAUCUGAAGAUUAUGAUUCUUCUUCAAAUCCAUUACAAACUUCUCAUCAUAAUCAUCAUCGUGGUGUUGAUUUGGACCAAAUUGUUGAUUAUAUCAAUAGUAGUAAUAUAACAAGUGUGGAAUUGGGUAUAAAUGAUAUUAGAUCUUUAUGUGAUGUAUUGAUUUAUGAUGAUAGAAUUGAAGAAGUUGGUGGUAAUCAAGAAAAUAGUGGGAUUUUUAGAGCUACUUGGCAAAGUAUUAUUGAUAAAGGAAAUACUGUAUUUCAAAAUAAUUAUCAAACUAUUUCUGAAGCUGUUGAUAAAGAAUGUUUGGACUAUUUACAAUCUAAUCAAUCAAAUUUCAGUAUUUUCCAAUAUAAAUCAACUAUUCAAGAUUUACAAGAUUCAGAAGAUUUGGUUUACUUGGAUAGUUGGAUGAAUGAAUAA
This is a messenger RNA of Candida tropicalis MYA-3404, 996 nucleotides long. RefSeq names its product DNA-directed RNA polymerase III subunit. The transcript has a single exon. Gene Ontology annotation, biological process: transcription by RNA polymerase III. NCBI's taxonomy places the organism in Eukaryota, Fungi, Ascomycota, Pichiomycetes, Serinales, Debaryomycetaceae. Gene Ontology annotation, cellular component: RNA polymerase III complex. The record is from RefSeq and is a predicted model, not a curated record. Bases 1 to 996 code for a protein of 331 amino acids.